AUCAAAAACCUUAAAAACACUCAUUCAACUCCAAGUCAACAAACACAAAUCAACCAUUAACAACGUCAAAACUCCAGAAACUUAACAAACUGAACAAACACCCAAAACCCAGAAAAAUGAAAUCAGAGACAAUAACACUGGUGUUAGUAAACUUAGCAGGAAUAAUGGAAAGAGCAGAUGAAUCAUUACUACCAGGAGUUUACAAAGAAGUUGGAGCAGCACUUCAUACAGACCCAACUGGGCUGGGCUCACUAACCCUGUUCAGAUCCAUAGUUCAAACCUCAUGUUAUCCACUUGCUGCUACGAAGUACGAGUCACCUAAUAUACUUAUCAACACUGGUUAUCUUGCUAUCCGCCACAAUCGGGCCCAUGUUAUUGCUCUCGGCCCUUUUCUUUGGUCUGCUGCUACUUUUCUCGUCGCUUUCUCCUCCACUUUUUUCCAGGUGGCAGUGUCGAGGGCAUUAAAUGGUAUUGGACUUGCUAUUGUUAUACCUUCAAUACAGUCCCUGGUUGCAGACUCCACUGAUGACAGUAAUCGUGGCACGGCAUUUGGGUGGUUACAUCUCACAAGUGGCCUAGGCUCAAUCCUUGGAAACAUCUGCUCGGUCUCGAUAGCCUCUACAACAUUCAUGGGAAUCCCUGGCUGGAGGGUCGCUUUUCAUUUAGUCGGAAUUGUAAGUGUUAUUGUUGGCAUUCUAGUGCGACUGUUUGCCAGUGAUCCUCGCUUUGUAGAUGAGAGUGAGAAGGCUAAAGAGGAGAAUACACGAAUGUCUUUUUGGGUAGAGAUUAAGGAGGUGUUAGAGGUAGCAAAAUCAGUAGUGCGAAUUCCAUCCUUCCAGAUAUUUGUUGCUCAGGGUGUUGCUGGUUCAUUUCCAUGGUCAGCAUUGUCAUUUGUACCAAUGUGGUUGGAGCUUAUUGGUUUUUCCCAUAAGACUACCGCGCUCCUUAUGACUAUAUUUGCUAUUGCCGGUGCUAUAGGGGGGUUUUUUGGAGGUAGAAUGGGGGAUAUCCUUUCAAGACGUUUGCCAAAUUCUGGACGAAUCAUUCUGUCUCAGAUAAGCUCUGGUUCUGCCAUUCCAUUAGCAGCAAUACUGUUGUUAGGAUUACCAGAUGAUCCUUCCACUGCUUUUUGGCACGGUUUAGUUUUCUGUAUUAUGGGACUUAUCAUAACUUGGAAUGCAGCAGCCACAAACAACCCAAUCUUUGCAGAAAUAGUACCUGAGAAACAUCGAACAAGCAUAUAUGCAUUGGACCGCUCUUUUGAGACUACACUAGCCUCAUUUCCUCCCCCCAUAGUUGGUAUCCUAGCUCAACAUCUUUAUGGAUAUAAGCCAGCUGCAGUAGGAUCAUCAGAUGCUGCAGCAAUUGAAACAGACAGAGAAAACGGUGCAUCACUUGCUAAGGCACUUUACACAGCGAUUGGAAUCCCAUUUCCAAUUUGCUGCUUCAUUUACUCCUUCCUUUAUUGCACAUACCCUAGAGAUAGAGAGCGAGCUAAGAUGCAAGCUUUGAUAGAGUCAGAGAUGCAGUUAAUGGAAGAUGGUGUUUCUCCUACAAUAUCAGAACAGGCCCCACUUCAAUUUUCAGAAUCAGAUGAUCUGAGUUAUAAAGGUAGAUAUGUGACAAGGACUGGGAAUACUGGAUACGAGGGAGGUGAAGGUCUUGAGUUUGAUGAAAAUGAUCAAAAGACCCUGCUUUCACCCCAAGUACCUCUGUCAGAUUCUAGAAAGCCAAUGUGAUACUUGUAAGGUCAACUUUUUCUUAUGAAAGAACUUUUACAGUUUUACUACUCGAAAAUGUAUAUUCAUAUCUUUGAGAUUAUUCAUUACUCAUAUUACAUGCUUCUCUACUCCUAUCAUUUUUGCAAGGGUGUUGGAAAUUUUUCAUACUAGAACUUUGUUCUUAAAAGCCUUCGAUUCUGUCAUUCCAUUAGUAGCAAUACUACAGUUAGGAUGCAAUUCAAACUCUGAUAGAUUCCGAGAUAAUCUAAGGAUGAUGCUUCUUCUGUAUCCUUUAUCAUCUAAAGGCAUCAGUUAAUGCUUAAUUAAGACGUGAUUUAUCCAAUGGACAUGUCUUCACCUAGAUCGCACUUAUAUUAUUUAGUAUUUAGUUUUCUAUUUGUGAUACUUUUUUUUUUUUUCUUUUUUUGUCGUUUAUGUGUAGCAAAGCCUUGAAAGAUGAAACUUGUCUGCCAAAUGCAUGUAAGAUCUGUUCAAAGCUACAGCUUUUAACUUGUUAGAUAGCAUAAUUGAGCAAAUAUAUAAAUUAAAGCUUAAUCUACUCUUAAGAAAUAAUUAACAUUAACCUCUUAGACAAGCUUUGUGGAAUAUUUUCACAUGCUAAUGUUAUCUUCC
Messenger RNA from Chenopodium quinoa (quinoa), 2354 nucleotides. RefSeq lists its product as uncharacterized. Lineage: Eukaryota; Viridiplantae; Streptophyta; Magnoliopsida; Caryophyllales; Amaranthaceae. Gene Ontology annotation, biological process: transmembrane transport. The record is from RefSeq and is a predicted model, not a curated record. Gene Ontology annotation, cellular component: membrane. The transcript has 4 exons. Gene Ontology annotation, molecular function: transmembrane transporter activity. Bases 117 to 1739 code for a protein of 540 amino acids.